Molecule: messenger RNA, 841 nt
Organism: Jatropha curcas
Lineage: Eukaryota; Viridiplantae; Streptophyta; Magnoliopsida; Malpighiales; Euphorbiaceae
Gene: LEP
Product: Integrase-type DNA-binding superfamily protein
Biological process (GO): regulation of DNA-templated transcription
Molecular function (GO): DNA binding; DNA-binding transcription factor activity
Source: RefSeq, a predicted model, not a curated record
CCAACUAAUCAUGAAUCCAUCUCCAUCAAAGAGCAAGAAGAAACAAGCAACGCCGCAACAACAAGAACCGGCAGCACAAGGUGGUAGGUUUCUCGGUGUUCGGAGAAGGCCGUGGGGAAGGUACGCAGCGGAGAUAAGAGACCCAACCACAAAAGAAAGACAUUGGUUAGGGACAUUCGACACGGCGGAGGAAGCUGCCUUGGCUUAUGACAGAGCUGCCCGUAACAUGCGUGGCUCACGUGCUCGUACUAACUUUGUUUACUCUGAUAUGCCUGCCGGUUCUUCUGUAACCUCCAUUAUUUCUCCUGAUGAACAACAACAAAUUCACUCUCUUCAUCAACAACAACAACAGCAACAGUUAGAACAUUAUAAUGCUUCAAUGUUUGUUCCUCCAGCUCAGUCAAAUCAACCCGACCCGUUGAGUUUCCAUGAUUUCAGUUCAGUCUCACAAUGCCAUUUCUCUAAUGAUUUUAGCUCAAUGAUCGGACCUGACACGUGGAGUUGCUCUAGUUCGACAUAUCAAGAACCGGUUAUUACAAACGAUGAGCUUCCUCCUUUGCCUUGUGAUUUAUCGAGCAAUUUUUCGAGUUCAGUUGGUUCGGGUUUGAUGGGUUUUGAAGAGCAAACCACAUUGACAAAUGGGUUUGAGUCGGUUUCGGGAAGUGGAUCGUAUUUUGGAUUUGACUCUGGUGAGUAUGUUCAUAGCCCGCUCUUUAGCAGAAUGCCACCGGUUUCAGAAACUGUACCAGAAGGCUUCGAUUUGGGUUCAUCGACUUACUUUUUCUAAUUAAGUAAUUAUAAUUAAUUAAGCUAAUGUUGGCUAAUGGUCUUGAGUUUUAUU